Messenger RNA from Serpula lacrymans var. lacrymans S7.9, 944 nucleotides. RefSeq lists its product as uncharacterized. Bases 60 to 887 code for a protein of 275 amino acids. The record is from RefSeq and is a predicted model, not a curated record. The transcript has 5 exons. NCBI's taxonomy places the organism in Eukaryota, Fungi, Basidiomycota, Agaricomycetes, Boletales, Serpulaceae.
UGUUACUCUCUCACUCAGUACUCAUCAUCGCCGUCUAACCGCUGAACUCGGCUUUCGAAAUGUCAAUGGACCUUGGAUUAAAAGAUGUACACGUCCUGGUCACAGGUGCCAGCAGUGAGAUCGGCGUCGAGAUCGUCCGCCUGUACCUGUCACUGGGUGCAAACGUGUCAGCUCACUACCACAGCAACGUCGAGCCUCUCAAAGGCCUAGCCAAAUCCUAUCGGCAUCACACCCAACUAACAAGAGCAGAUCUCUCCAACGAAGCCGACGUCGUCCGGAUGUUUGAAUUCAUCUCCCAGCAAUCCUUCGGCCCCGUACAGAUCGCAGUCCUCAAUCACGGCUCUUUUAACCUGGAGGAGAUCCCGACCGCUAGGAUGUCGCUCCACCAAUGGAACACCACCCUGUCCGUCAACCUGACGUCCUCCUUCUUAGUGUCCAGAGAAUACCUGAGGGGACUCGAAGACGCGAGCGCGGCGCAAAAGGACGAAGCGUGUAUAGUGCUCAUUGGCAGCGCGGCGGGGAAGUAUGGAGAAGCUGGUCGUGUAGACUAUGCCGCUAUUAAAAGUGGGCUGAUGACCGGGUUGACGUUGUCAUUGAAGAACGAGAUCGUAAAAAUAGCGCCGAGAGGGAGAGUCAACUGUGUCGUCCCUGGGUGGGUGAAGACGCAGGCGAAUAGAGAAGCAUUGGAAGAUCCGGAAAUCGUCUACAAAGCCCUUGCCACGGUUCCCUUGAAGAAAGUAGCUACUACCAAGGAUAUCGCCAAUCAGAUCGCCAUCAUAUCAUCUGCAACUGUGUCGGGACAUGUCACCGGGCAGUGGUUGAUGAUUGACGGCGGUAUGGAAGGCAGACUGCUCAAUCAACGAAGUGACAUCCACAUGCCAAUAUAGGCAAUGUUUUACUUUGUGCUUUAUGUUAUACACAUGUGUCAAUCUUAGCAUCUUAUU